This is a messenger RNA of Paramecium tetraurelia, 1704 nucleotides long. RefSeq lists its product as uncharacterized. NCBI's taxonomy places the organism in Eukaryota, Ciliophora, Oligohymenophorea, Peniculida, Parameciidae. The transcript is spliced from 8 exons. The record is from RefSeq and is a predicted model, not a curated record.
AUGGUGCUCAAUGUAUUUAGUGAAUCCAUAUCAAUAGUUGAAAAUGAAUACCUUGCCUUUUAGGAAGACAAACUAUUAGCCAAAAUGAGGAAAAAACAAGAACGAGAAUUGGAGUAGUUGAAAUAGUAUGAACAGUAAAAGGAAGAAUAAGAGAAACGUAAAUAUUCAAUUCUAGAACAAACCAAAUCGAAACAAUAGUAAGUGGAAUAGGCUUUGAAGGAGAAGAAAUUAUUGAUAGAACUGAGGAAGAAGGAAAAAGACAAGGAGAAAUUACUACAAAUUCAAAAGAUUGAGCAAGGGAAAUUGAAAGAAUUAGCACAAAAUGAUGUAUCCAAGGACAAAGUCAUGGAGUAACUUGAUGCCAAUAAAAGUAAUUUAGAAACAAUUUAGACUGAUAGAAAUAAGAAAUCAACUGUCAAAAAAAUAGCAGAAGGGAUUGUCAAAACACAACAGGAGGAGAUUCUGAUUAAGAAAAUACAAUUGGACAAGUAUUAGAAAGAACAAGAGGAAUAGUGGAAAGAUUUAAAUGAAAAGAAAGAAAUCCUAUUGAAUGAAUUGAAGAUGGCCAAGAAGAAACAAAUUAAGAAGAUCAAAUAGAGAAAUGAAGAUGAGAAAAAUGCGUAUUAUCAAGAGAAGUUAUAGAAAAUUGAACAAUACCAAAAGAAAUUAGAUGAAAUAGGAGUCAAUCAAUAAGUCAAGCAAUAGAUGUUGGAGUAGAAGAAAAAGGAGAAAUUGGAAAAGUUGAAAAAAGUUAUGUAAAACUAUAAGAAAAUUAUGUCUGAAAAAAGCGAGAAGGCCUAAUUGAAAGUACAGAAUGUUGAAGAAAAAAUAAAUUCAAUAUAGGAGAGAAUGAAAUAAGCAGAAGACAAGAUAGAAUAAAUUGAAAAGGAGAAAAAUAAUCAUAGAAAAAAUAUUAAAUCAAGGAAUGGCAAUAUUCUAAAUAAUAAGAAUGAGACAUUCCAAGAUAAGAUCAGGCAGAAGGAUGAAGAGCAUUUAAAAUCUAUUACUGAAACUCAAUCCUUAUCGAAGUUGAAGUAAGAGCAGGAAAAGCAGAAAAAGGAAGAGCAAAUUAAGGAGCAUAAAAAAAAGGCUGCGAUUAUGCUGAAAGAGAUUGUUGAAACAAAAAAUAAAAAAUUAUAAGAGAAACUAGAUAAGGCACAAUAAUUUAAGGAUGACAAAGAGAAAUUGUUUUAGUAACAGUAAAAGUUAGCCAAAGAUAUCGAGCGUUAGAAAAAAUAAUUGUUACUCAAGAGUCCUAAAAACAAUGCCUUAUAUAUAAAAUUUGUAUAAAUAUAAAAAUUAAUGUAGUAAUAAUAAUAGCAAUAAUAGCCAAGGGCCAGAACAAAGGAAAGAUAUGUCUGUGAAGCAAUGAAUUUAGUUAAAUUGUGGAGGUUUAAAAUUCAACUUACUCUAAUUAGAUAGGUUUAUCAAACAGAAACUAGAGUAGUUGAUGGAAGAACAGUAAGGAUUACAUUAGAUUAAGCAGCCGAAUUAGUUGGAUGCCCAAGAAAGACUUUGGAAGAUUAUUAUUAUUUAUUGAAAAAGGCCUAAAAUUUAGUAAAUUUGGAAGAAAAAAAAAAUGAAAAAAUGGGUUUUAUAAGAAAAAUAUGUAGAGAAAAUAAAAAACAAUAAUAAUUAUUAAAGUAGGAAGAAGAAUUUUAUCAAAUAAACUAGUUUUAGUUGGAUGAGAUUCAUGAUGAUUGA